CGUUGAACUUGUCCAUCAUGUCCACCAAGUACUGGCUUCUGAAGGCCGAGCCGGACUCGCGUGUGGUGAAGGGGAAGGACGUGAAGUUCAGCGUAGACGAUUUCGAGGCGGUCAAAACGUCACCUUGGGAAGGUGUGCGCAAUUACGAGGCGAGAAAUUUGUUGCGGGAGAUGAAGGUUGGGGACAAGGUGCUCUUCUACCAUUCGAAUUGCAAGAAUCCUGGCAUUGCUGGCUUCGCCGAAAUUAGCAAAGAAGCGUACCCAGACUAUACCGCUUGGGACCCCGACCAUCCAUAUUACGACCCGAAGACUAACAAGGACUCACCCAAAUGGUUCAUGCCCAACGUCACCUUCGUAUCGCGAGCUACCCACCUCGUCCCGCUGUCCCUCUUACGGACCAUAGCGUCUGCAGGGAGUGCUGAGGCGGCUGGGGUGCCGUAUGUUGGGAAUGAGGGCGUGGAAGCGAUCAAAGGCAUGGCUCUCAUCACGCGCGGUCGGCUCAGCGUGCAGCGCGUCGAGGAGCCGGCGUGGAAUACGAUCCAGGCCAUGGCGGAGAAGGGAGGAUGGGAAGAGCAAGUAGCGACGAAGAAGCUGGCGCAGGCGAAGAAGGCGGGAGGCGCGAAAGGGGGAGCGAGGAAGAAGGCGGCGAAGGACGAAGAGGAGGAAGAUGACGAUGAGAAGGAAGAGGAUAGUGGCCCAAAGAACGCUUCGGGGCGCGGCAGAAAGAGGAAGGCGGAGGACGACCGGCCUGCGGGAGACACGAGCGCACUACGACGAUCGUCGAGGCGAAAGACAACGAAGACUUAGGCGACAAGCCCAUAUCAGACCCUCGUUCUGAAGCUGUUGAGAGGCGAUGAACGUGCAUGAGGUGACUCGGGAGUACUGGACCUCUGGGUAUCAUGAUUGGCAUCGUGUCGCCUCGCUGCGAACGCGCUCUUUUCGCUGACAUAUGGUUUCUUGAUGCCCUUCUUGUUCGAGGCAGUGCGCGUAUGAGUAAUGGGGUGUCAUAGGUUCAGAAAGGUGUUGAGUGUAUACGUAUGGCAAAGUAGAGCUGACCGACGUCUAGCCAAUUUCCAGGCUCUAAUGUGUAGGGGAUUGAGAACUCGUCCUUGAAACGUCCCGACACCUACGGGAUAUAUAC
Messenger RNA from Schizophyllum commune H4-8, 1140 nucleotides. Its product is annotated as DUF55-domain-containing protein. The coding region runs from base 18 to 806 and encodes 262 amino acids. Lineage: Eukaryota; Fungi; Basidiomycota; Agaricomycetes; Agaricales; Schizophyllaceae. The record is from RefSeq and is a predicted model, not a curated record. Gene Ontology annotation, cellular component: nucleus. The transcript has 9 exons.